Molecule: messenger RNA, 997 nt
Organism: Haemonchus placei
Lineage: Eukaryota; Metazoa; Nematoda; Chromadorea; Rhabditida; Trichostrongylidae
Source: the annotation of a GenBank genome assembly
AAUGAAACCCAUUUUUGGCAUCGACUUCACUCCACUCACGGAAUCGUGGGAAGAGCAAAUUCAGAUGUUAGGCGUUUUGAUUGUAUACGUGCUGACAUUCCCGAUGACUGUUGUCUUCUUCUUUCUGCCAUUCAUCCUGAUGUUCAUGGGUCAAUGGCAUCUUCUCUUCGCUUAUUUCCUAUGGUUUUUAUACGAUAAAAAAUCAUCAAAAACUGGUGGAUAUGAGGGACACUGGCUACAGGAGCUGAUAUGUAACAGAUGGUUUGCCGAAUAUUUCCCAGCUACUCUUCACAAAACCGCCGAACUACCAGCUGAUAGGAAUUACAUUAUCGCAGCUCAUCCACAUGGAAUAAUUUGUUUCGGAAUUUAUGCAACUUUCGUAACAAAUGCAACUGAAAGGAGUAAAAAGGUAGUGUGCCUUUCUAUCGAUAUAACUGCAUUCAGAAGAGAAUGGCUAUUGCUGAGUGGUUUUAUCGACUGCUCCAAGGAAAGCAUACAAAACGCUCUUACAAAGAAGAAAGCCGGACAAGCUGUUAUCAUUGCUGUUGGUGGAGCCGAGGAAGCGCUCUACGCCCGACCGGGUGAACAUAAACUAAAGCUGCUCACCCGAAAAGGUUUUGUGAAACAAGCACUCCGAUGUGGUGCCUCAUUAGUUCCUGUGUAUUCAUUUGGGGAGAACGACCUCUACCUACAGCUCGACAAUCCGGAAGGUUCGAAGGUACGCAAGUUCCAGACCUGGGUUAAGAAGCAUAUCGGAAUUUCCGCGCCACUCUUUUAUGGCAGAGGAAUAUUUCAGCAAAAUUUCGGUUUUAUGCCGUUCCGAAGACCAAUCAACACUGUCAUCGGGGCACCAAUAGAUGUUCCGAAAGUGCUUGAGCCGACUGAUAUGGAAGUGGACCGUGUCCAUCGUCAAUACUGUGAAGCUCUCACGGAGCUCUUUGAGCAGCACAAAACACGAUUCGGUGUUUCGAAAGAGACAAAGCUUAUACUUGUAUAG